This is a messenger RNA of Benincasa hispida (wax gourd), 727 nucleotides long. Its product is annotated as Calcium-binding EF-hand family protein. Gene Ontology annotation, molecular function: calcium ion binding. NCBI's taxonomy places the organism in Eukaryota, Viridiplantae, Streptophyta, Magnoliopsida, Cucurbitales, Cucurbitaceae. The record is from RefSeq and is a predicted model, not a curated record.
GAUUUCGAAGUUUUAUCUCACGACCGAGUCACCGAGUCACCACCACACACACCAACAUCAGUAGAGAGAGAAAAUCAACAGAGAGAGAGAGAAAUGGCGGUGGUCGUAAUCGACGGAUCGACGGUGAGGAACUUCGUGAACGACGAAUCUCACUUCAAGAAAAGCAUUGACGAAGCCUUCGCCGCUCUUGAUCUCAACAACGACGGCGUUCUCUCCCGAUCCGAGCUCCGGAAGGCCUUCGAGACGCUCCGCCUAAUCGAGACUCACUUCGGCGUCGACGUCACUACCACGCCGGAGCAACUCACUCAGCUCUACGAUUCCAUCUUCGAGCAGUUUGAUUGUGACAAAAGCGGCACGGUAGAUGCCGAUGAGUUUCGGACGGAGAUGAAGAACAUCUUGCUCGCAAUCGCCGAUGGAUUAGGCUCGUCUCCGAUUCAGAUGGCGCUUGACGAUGGCGAUCAGAGUUUCCUCAAGCAAGCCGCUGAUCUGGAGGCUUCCAAGCUCGCUCAAUCGUCGACCUGAUCGCGAUUGCUACGGUUUGCCGUUGCCGUUUCGUUUUUGCUUCUUUUCUUCAAAUAUCUGUAACUGAUAUGAACAUGUGUGAAUCUGAUUUCACAAUAAAAUAGAUCUUGAUUCUCGCCGUUUAUGGUGGAAUAAUCGAUUAAGAUUUUAAUCUGUUGAGAGAUAAACGAUCAGAUGAACAAGGAAGAGGAUUAAUAUUCAGGAA